Molecule: messenger RNA, 1764 nt
Organism: Branchiostoma floridae (Florida lancelet)
Lineage: Eukaryota; Metazoa; Chordata; Leptocardii; Amphioxiformes; Branchiostomatidae
Product: adipolin-like
Exons: 8
Coding region: 82-900 (272 amino acids)
Molecular function (GO): hormone activity
Source: RefSeq, a predicted model, not a curated record
ACCUGUCCUUUGUUCCCUCAGGUGUUUCCUGGAAGUCACGAGGUAGACAAGCCGGUACAGGUGGAUCCACGUGGCAGCUGGAUGUCCUUCGUCAAACAUUCCAACAACGGGAACAAAAACAACGGCAGGAAAAAGCGGAAAGAGCAGGAAAAAUCCCUGGGCUUACUGUCCGAUCCGCCCACAACCAACCCCGGCGCGCGGAAAGGGGCGGCUAGAAAGCACGGCCCGCCCGGCCCACAAGGCCCCCCGGGUCCCCGGGGCCCAGCUGGCCCGCCCGGUGCCGUCAUCACCAAGGACGAAAUGUUCCGGGAAUUCAAGGAAAUGGUCAGAGAGGCUGCCGAGAGAAGAGCGCUCAGGUUGCUACAAGAGAAGUGCCCUAAGUGCCUGAACGUGUCCCAGCACCUCGGCAUCUGGCCGUACUGGGACGACACGAACUCCCCGCCGAAGCUUCACGACGCCUUCCACUGCAGGCUUCGGGGAAACGUCGUCAUUCCUCGGAAAACGCUCAUGGAGCUCAAGAACUUCCAGACGCCGUUCGGCGGCGGCGCGUUUGUGCGGGGGACGGGGCUGAACCUGCGGGAGGGCCGCUUCACGGCGCACCGGCCCGGCGUCUACCACUUCUCGGCAACCCUGCACAUCGGCCACCCGCGGCAGAAACGCCUCAGACCGCGGGACAGCGUCAGGGCGCUCAUCUGUAUCAACUCGCUCUGUCAGAGACACACGUCGUUAGAGGUCGUGACAGGCAUAGAGAGCAACAGUCGAGUGUUCACCAUCUCAGUCAGCGGCAUGUUGGAGCUACAGAGCGGCCAGUACACCUCCAUCUUCAUGGACAACAGCUCCAAGAAACCAAUCACGGUCCAGAGCGGGUCCGACUUCACAGCGAACUUCGUCGGACAGUAGGCUGUCGUCAUCAGCCUGUCCUGCUUACAAGCAUACCUUCCUUACGAACCUGCCUUCUCUAGAAGUUAACAACAGAGAACUUACAGGGCUAUUUAUAGACCAAGUGGUGCUGCAAGUCAGUGUUGGGUGAAGCUUUCCCAAAAGCAUGAAACCUUCGAUGGAUUUUAGCAAAAAUUACUCUAAUUUGACUCUGUGGUUCUGAGAUCAUAAAAUUAUGCUUGAGGAUAGCGCAGGGAAGGACAGGGUUGGCGACAUACACGUAUUACACGUUGUGGAUGUCUUUCAGUCUAUUCGAGCUGGAUUAUACAGAUUUGUUAGAAAUAACACAUAUUAUUUCGUACGUGGCGCUUGAUACAUGUACGUUCGGCUGCGUAUACAGUCUAUCGUUUGUCAGAUAUGUUUGUAUUGAGUACAUAUACGCUUAUUCGAUGUAUAUACCUUUAUAAGGAAUAUUGUAUUAAAAUGAGAAGUCAAGAGUUAGAAUUGACCUUGAUAGUUAAAAGGUCAUACCAAUGCCCCACAAUACACUGGGGUAAAUAAACGUAUUGUGGUAUGUUAAUUUUAUCAUACAUUUAUUUUACGACUUAAGAAAAUAACACCAUAUAACUUAACAAACCUCUCAGAUCAGUUACUGUCUUUUGAUGAAGAUUAUAGCUGUUUUAAAUAAAGUUUGGGUAAGAUUACAUGAUAUUUCUCGAACGAUAUUUGUUUAUCAUUCAGAUGUUUAUUUUCGUAUGGAUACGUUUUAUUUCACCUCCGGAAAAUGAUAAUAGAAAUAUAGAAAAUAUCAUGUCCGUCUCUUUAACCAUUUGUGAUAUUACUACGGCUCGCGCUGGUAUAUAGAAAUAAAUACGCUACAUGUGA